Molecule: messenger RNA, 432 nt
Organism: Angiostrongylus costaricensis
Lineage: Eukaryota; Metazoa; Nematoda; Chromadorea; Rhabditida; Metastrongylidae
Source: the annotation of a GenBank genome assembly
AUGCAUACUCGAGCCGAUGAGUUGACGUCACGUGAAUCGGACAUUCAGACGAAUAAGAAGGAAGAAAUAGAGGAUGGAGACCCUGGCCGGCGAUUAUCGUUGGGAAUUCGCGAUCAACAAUUGGCUAAAUUAGCCAAUACUGCGAAAAAUGAAAAAGAAAGGAAGGAAGGUGUCGUUGAAUCAGGGAAGAGAGAGCGAGGAAGAAGACGUACCCGGGUCGAUGAGUUGAUGUCACAUGAUUCGGACAUUCGGGCGCAUGGGAAGGAAGGAAAAGAGGAUGGAGCUCCUAGCCGCCGACGAUCGCUGAGAAUCCGCGAUCAACAGGUGACUAAAUUAGCCAGUAUGCGAAAAAUGAAAAAGAAAAAGAAGCAGGUGUCGCUGAAGGAGAAAAGAGGGAGCGAGAGAGAAGACGGAGCAAGGCCGACCAGUUGA